Molecule: messenger RNA, 1496 nt
Organism: Cryptomeria japonica (Japanese cedar)
Lineage: Eukaryota; Viridiplantae; Streptophyta; Pinopsida; Cupressales; Cupressaceae
Product: cysteine-rich receptor-like protein kinase 44
Exons: 6
Coding region: 510-1238 (242 amino acids)
Biological process (GO): protein phosphorylation
Molecular function (GO): ATP binding; protein kinase activity
Source: RefSeq, a predicted model, not a curated record
UUUUUAUGUUUGUAGAUUAUUCGAUUGUGAAGUUAAUGCAAGAUGAUAUAGAAAGAUUAAUUUUGGAAAUUCUUCUGCCUUGUCAUCACGAAGUUUACCUAUGAUAUUGGGGAUUACUAUAGGUUUCAUAGUAGUCCUCGUUGCCUGUUCCUUGCUAAUGCUAAGAAAAGCUAAAUCUACAGUUUUGAGGAACCCAGCAACCAUUGAGAUGCAGAACGAAGAAAGGAGGCUGUUUACGAAAGAGCAAAUUACUUUCAGCUUAGAAGAUUUGAUUGAAGCAACAGACAAUUUUAGUGAUAACAACAUGCUUGGAGAGGGAGGCUUUGGCCCGGUUUAUAAGGGAAUGACCACAUACGGAAAGGAGAUAGCAGUGAAAAAGCUGUCUGCGAGAUCUGCACAGGGAAGAAGAGAAUUUAUGAAUGAAGUGGAACUGGUGGCAAAUAUUCAACACAGAAACCUUGUGAAUUUGCUUGGAUGUUGCAGCGAAGAAAGCGAAAGAAUGCUUGUCUAUGAGUAUAUGCCCAACAAAAGCCUUGACAACUUUCUGUUCGACCCAGAAAAGUUGCAGAACGUUCGAUUGGCAAAAGCGGUUUAAUAUCAUUAUUGGAAUUGCUCGUGGCCUUCUAUACCUUCACGAGGAUUCGCAGCUUCGAAUCAUACACAGAGACAUCAAAGCAGGCAAUAUUUUGCUUGAUGAGAAUCUGAAUCCUAAGUUAGCCGACUUUGGCUUAGCUAAACUUUUUUCUGACAAUGAAACCGAAAUCCAAUCAAGAGUUGCAGGAACCUAUGGUUACAUGGCUCCAGAAUAUGCCAUGGGAGGGCAACUGUCUGUAAAAGUUGACGUUUAUAGUUUUGGAGUUUUACUGCUAGAGAUAGUAAGUGGACGAAAGAAUAUAGACAUAGAUAUUUCAAAAGAAAAGCAGAGCCUGGGACUAUUAGAAUGGGCAUGGAGACUAUUCAAAGGAGGGCAUGCUCUCAAAAUUGUGGGUAUCAUGUUGGUGGGAAACUGCCCAGAAGAGCAAGUGAUAAGAUGCAUUCACAUUGGACUUCUGUGUACCCAGGCUAAUCCCGACAGCCGUCCAAUGAUAUCUAGUGUUUGUACAAUGAUAUCCAGCAACUCUGUACCGUUACUAGAUCCAACGAGACCUGCGUAUGUAAGCAUGACCAGUAUUAGCUUCAUCCCUAUAACUACUUCUGGGAAUGAAAUCUCAAUAAGUGAAUUGGAACCUAGAUCAUGAUUUCUAGAAUUUCUUACAAUGAGAAAGACUCAUUACGCUGGAAGAGAACAAAAUAAAAUAAAAAUUUCAUCCAUUAAUUGUUUGUAGUUAUUAGGAGGAGAAAAAUAUUAACUAAUUAUUUGGAGUGGUAUUUAUUAGCUAUCUAUUUUGUACAGAUAUUAAAUGCAGGGAGAAAUCAGCCUAGCCCUGCCAAUGAUAAAAUGCUUAAUUUAGUUUUAUCUCUGUGUACCUUCAGGACUUCACAGUCCUGCGACAUAA